CAAGCGCUUGGAUGCUUUAAGACAUUCGCCAACAUACCUUGGCUUUGUCCUCGCCAAUCUGCCAUAUCGACCGCAUAUCAUAAAUUGUAAUAGUGAAAAAUUUAAAGAAAUAAGCGAAAUUUAKCAUGGAAAACAAUAAUGGRCAUACAGUCAUACAAAUAUCUAUCGAACAAUUAAAUUCACUUAUCGAUGCAGCAAAAACCGUAUCCACCGUGGCCACCACCAAGGGCUCGUUAAGCAACUGCAACAGCCACUUCCGCGGACAACGCGAUCACGAGGCUGUCGAAGAGUUCAUCACCGCGAUUGUGACCUACAAAGAACUUCAGUCGAUCAGUGAUGAAGAUGCACUCAAAGGACUAUCACUGCUGCUGCACGGUAUGGCCUCCACAUGGUGGCAAGGUGUACGUAAAGAAGCCAAAACGUGGUCCGAUGCUAUCACACUGAUCCGCCAACAYUUCUCACCCACCAAACCAGCCUACCAAAUUUACAUGGACAUUUUUAUCAGAAAGCAGGACGAACGCACUCCUAUCGACACCUUUGUCUGUCAGAAGCGUGCGCUGCUUGCACRGCUACCGGAGAAUCGUCACGACGAGGAGACCGAAUUGGAUUUGGUUUACGGCUUAUUGAACAUCAAAUAUCGUCGUCAUAUACAACGACUGGACAUCAAGACAUUCCGGGAGUUAUUGGAGAAGGGUCGUAUCAUUGAACACAAUAACUUGGAGUACGACACCGUGCAAUUGUUGCAUGCCACUAAACGAAACAAACGCUGCAGCCACUGUAACUUCCGUGGACAUACUUACGACGAAUGCCGAAAACGUAAAAACGAAAGCGACGGCAAAACUGGUGAAGUCAGAAGCAGUUCCAGUGAAGCGAACGAGAACGAGAACCAAUAAGCAGCUCUUAGUCAAGCCGUAAGACCACACAGCACAUAUUAUAUAGUAUAUAAGUAAUUUUKAAUGAAUUUGUAACUAACACACUUGCAACACUCAACACUCAUCCCUCAUCCACAUCCACAUCGUCGUCACACAAAGUGUUUACCAAUUCUCUCGAAUUGAAUGGAGAUAUUUAUUCGGAGGGCAAAGUAUUCAACGCAGCAGUUGAUGCGCCAUUUAMUYUKUCCGUAAAACUAUGUGAGAUUCAAAAGAGAGGAAUUUGGUUACAUUUUGAACCCAUCAUCAAUCAACCUAACGCAAAAGCGCUUAAACGCCUUACCUUCACGGCUCAAAUUGGCCGACGARCGCCAGCAUUGACCUACGAUAAUUACGAACUUCUGGAUACUUGAAUUCGGAGAACGAUAYUCAGAGGUUCACUACAAAUGAGUCAUCGUGAGCAUCGGCCACAGUUCGUCAUUUGUCUGAGUGAGUAUUUUUUACUGCACAACCUUCUUCCAUUCGGCAAACAAAAUUGCAGCUUUCACUUUAUAUCGUUUUUUGGCGUCAACUCAGCUGCGUGYCAAGCAAUUGCAAUCGUUGUUAAGGUCGCAGCGGCUCGGCAUGUAUCUGAGGUGACGAAGUUUUCUAUGAUAAGGAAAAGUUGUUGUUUUGUAUGCUGUAAUCGGAAAAAGUAAGAAAUAAUUCUCUUGAGAACAGUGACAAAUUUCAUUGGCUACAUGCUCUUGCGACUCACACUUCGCUGAAUUCAGUAGUCKAGGCCUGUAUCUCUGCAGAUACCUGCGAAGUCUCGUUUUGGUAUCCUUCGGGUAGCAGGUGUUCGCAACUGAGUCUAGCGAUCACUAACGUUGCAUAUUGCUGUCUACAAUUUUACGCUCUUUUACCGUUAAACGCAUACUGCUGAUAUUGCAGUGGGAUUGGCGUUUACAUGGCCUCUCUUGUAUAAA
Molecule: messenger RNA, 1837 nt
Organism: Bactrocera latifrons
Lineage: Eukaryota; Metazoa; Arthropoda; Insecta; Diptera; Tephritidae
Exons: 1
Coding region: 126-893 (255 amino acids)
Source: RefSeq, a predicted model, not a curated record